CAAACAUUAAUAAACAGAUAUGGCGCUGCUUGAAGGAGCUCUCCGGUUAAACCUGCUAGCUAACAGCCGUAAUUUCUACAAAUUCACCUCAUGUGUUGGUGUCCGGCCGUUGUCUGACCAUGCGUCAUCUAAACCCGUAGCGUCCAGUGCCCCAGAAACCGCCAGUGACCAUUUAAUCUAUACACGAGAGCACUUUGCAUUGAAGGAGUCCCUCAGAAAGAUCAUCGACCAGGAGAUCAACCCUCACGUGGAUCAGUGGGAAGCCGAAGGGAAGUUUCCAGCCCAUAAAAUCUUCAAGAUCUUAGGAAGUGCUGGCUUUCUGGGAGUCAACAAACCCGUUGAGUAUGGAGGCUUGGGUCUUGACUUCAGCUACAACAUGGCAGUUUCAGAGGAGCUGGGCAACAUCCGCUGUGGAGGAAUACCCAUGGCCAUCGGUGUACAGAGCGACAUGGCUACGCCUGCGCUGGCCAGGUUUGGUUCAGCUGAGCUAAAGAAUGAGUUCCUCCUUCCCUCCAUCAUGGGGGACAAAGUGGCCUGCCUCGGAGUUAGCGAAGUCGGAGCCGGCUCUGAUGUCUCAAGUAUCAAGACCAAGGCAGUGAGGAAAGGAGAUGAAUAUGUGAUCAAUGGGGGAAAGAUGUGGACCACCAACGGUACCCAGGCUGACUGGAUGUGUCUCCUCGCCAACACCAGUGACGGGGCCCCGCACAGAAACAAAUCCCUCAUCUGUUUGCCCAUGAACCUACCAGGAAUACAGAUCGCUCGAAAGAUUGAUAAAAUUGGCAUGUGGUCAUCGGACACAGCCGAAGUGUUCUUCGAUGACGUUCGUGUGCCCUGCAAGAACCUCAUAGGCCAGGAAGGCAUGGGCUUCACCUAUCAGAUGCUUCAGUUCCAGGAAGAGAGGCUUUGGGCAGUGGCCAAUGUCCUGACCACGAUGGACAACAUCAUCCAGGAAACCAUCCAGUACACGCGGCAGAGGAAGAUCUUCAAGCAACCCGUCCUCUACCACCAGGCGGUUCACUUCAGGUUGGCUGAGCUGCAGACGGAGGUGGAGCUGCUCCGCUCCCUCAUGCACCGUGCUACAGCAUUGUACAUUAAAGGCAAUGAUGUCACCAAGCUGGCAUCCAUGGCCAAAUUAAAGGCAGGCCGUCUGGCGAGGGAAGUAGGCGACAGCUGUCUCCAGUAUUGGGGAGGAAUGGGCUUCACCAGUGACGUGAUGGUCAGCAGAUUUUACAGAGAUGCCAGGUUAAUUUCCAUUGGUGGAGGAGCUGAUGAGGUCAUGCUGGGAAUCAUCUGCAAGUACAUGGACACUCUACCCAAGCAGUGAAGUCAUCAACGCCUGACCCAGGGACAGAUAUCUGCUGCUGAUAAUGUGCUGAUCAUUCAUGAUGAAUUGCUUAACACAGAUCACCUAAGUGCAAUUCUGACAUGGUAAAAUGCUUGACAUGUUCAAGGAAGUUUGUUUCGCAUUUUGCCUUUGAUUGUUUAACUAAACUGUAUGUAAUCAGAAAGAAACUCUUAACUCAGACACAAAAUUAAGCUUGUGUUGUUUUUCAUGACAAUAUAAAUGUGAAAAUCCUACACCUGAACUGUAAUAUAUAAUUUCUUUU
Molecule: messenger RNA, 1607 nt
Organism: Centropristis striata (black sea bass)
Lineage: Eukaryota; Metazoa; Chordata; Actinopteri; Perciformes; Serranidae
Exons: 9
Coding region: 20-1324 (434 amino acids)
Biological process (GO): fatty acid beta-oxidation using acyl-CoA dehydrogenase
Molecular function (GO): flavin adenine dinucleotide binding; acyl-CoA dehydrogenase activity
Source: RefSeq, a predicted model, not a curated record